Symbiodinium pilosum is the source of this 1119-nucleotide messenger RNA. Lineage: Eukaryota; Dinophyceae; Suessiales; Symbiodiniaceae. The record is from the annotation of a GenBank genome assembly.
AUGGUGCAGGAAACGCUCCAAAGCCGAGUUGCUCCAGCCAUGGGAGCAUCAUUUGGAGCCUUGGGCGCGGAGAUUGGCUUCGCCACCCGUGGGGUGAACAACUUGGAGCAGGAAGUGAGGGCCUUGAAGCUUCGCGCAUGGACCGAAAGGGACCUUUUGUCCUCACAGGUCGAGCAGGCCAAAUGCACCAUCGUGUGCCGCAACUUUCCUGAGUGGUCAACCUCACAGGACAGAGAAGUCGCCAUCAAGCACGCCCUCACAGAAGCCGGACUGCACAUUGAGGGAGGCCCGCAACACGGGGAGCUCACCACCCAGAGUUUGGUUGGAGAUGCUUGUCAGCGGUCUCCAUCCUCACAGAAUGGAGCAAAGGCGGAUAUGUACAUCAAGCUGGCCCCUGGAGUUACGCAAUUUGAAAGGCGACUUGGAGCCCCACUUUGCGGCCUGAUGAAUGCCUACCAGCAGUCGCUCGCAAAGUACAGCAAGGAGCCACUGGUCCCUCGCUGGAAGACGCUGCUUUUGGAGGAUUCGCAAGGAGCUUGGUUGGGUAGAAUCAAGUACGCGCGCCGCGUCUCCACAGAAACCAGUUCCUUUGGAGCCAUUGCAGACUGGAAGUGUGCAGUGCAAAUCCCCGCGGAGCAUUCGGAUAAACUGCUGGAAUGCUGGAAAAAAUCAUGGAAUCAGCGGCUUCGCGCACAGGUCUCACAGUCGGAGGUUGAGAAUGAGGCCAUGGAGAAUGCUGCAGCCUCCACAGCUUCCAACUACAUGCAUGCCAAGCGCCUCUGUCGAUUUCUGACUAAGGCAAGUCCAACAUACUCCACAGGAGAAGAGCAGGGCAUCCAAAACUGGGUUGCCAGAUUCAAGUACGAGUUUCCCUGGCCAGUGGAGUUUGAAAAAUUGGAAGCCUCGCAUUCUGAUCGUUUGCAUUUCAAGCAUCUUCGCAGCACAGAUGAGUUAAUGCAGUCUAUGGCAGACAGUGCUCAUGAAAGCACGGCCACGGAAGGUGAAUCCCUUCACAAUGUGGCAGGAGAGGGGGAAGCCUUGGAUGAAGCUGUCACAGAUCACAGGGCAUACUGGAUAUGGCAAGGCCAGGAUCCUCAGAAGUACACUCUUGAGGAGUGA